This is a messenger RNA of Corapipo altera (White-ruffed manakin), 1388 nucleotides long. RefSeq names its product gastrula zinc finger protein XlCGF49.1-like. The coding region runs from base 9 to 785 and encodes 258 amino acids. The record is from RefSeq and is a predicted model, not a curated record. Gene Ontology annotation, molecular function: RNA polymerase II cis-regulatory region sequence-specific DNA binding; DNA-binding transcription factor activity, RNA polymerase II-specific. NCBI's taxonomy places the organism in Eukaryota, Metazoa, Chordata, Aves, Passeriformes, Pipridae. The transcript is spliced from 2 exons. Gene Ontology annotation, biological process: regulation of transcription by RNA polymerase II.
AGAGGAAGAUGCCUUGGGCCCCCCAGGCAGACCCCGAGCUGAGGACGGAGAGCCCGGAGGACAAAUCGCCCCGUGAGACCCUGGUGGGAGAGGCCAUUUUGAAGGGCUCCAUGGUGCAGGAAGGCAGUGGGGAGGAAAAGGGCCGGAGAUCCCCCUGCAGGAGGGGCUCCAAAGCCAGCCCAGGGUGCUCUGAGGAGGAAAGACCCAGCCUGUGCCAGGAAGGUGGCCGGAGUUUGAGGCGGAGCUCUGAGCUGGUGAUCCCUGAGCAGUCUCCCAGCAGGGAUAAGCCCUUCAAGUGCUUGGAAUGUGGGAAGAGCUUCAGGAAGAGCUUCAACCUCCUCACCCACCAGCACAUCCACACUGGGGAACGUCCCUACAUGUGUAGGGAAUGUGGGAAGAGCUUCAGGCAGAGAUCCAGCCUGAUCCGACACCAGCACAUCCACAGUGGGAAACGGCCCCACACAUGUGGGGAAUGUGGGAAGAGCUUCAGGGACAGCUCCACCCUCUGCACCCACCAGCGCAUCCACACUGGGGAACGACCCUACAGGUGCUUGCAAUGUGGGAAGAGGUUUCAGACCAGCUCACAUCUCCUGAAGCACCAGCGAACGCACACGGAUGAGAGACCCUUCUGCUGCACCGACUGCGGGAAGGGCUUCAACCGGAACUCCCACCUUGUCAUUCACAGGCGUAUCCACACUGGGGAGAGGCCCUACAAGUGUGGGCAGUGUGGGAAGAGCUUCACCCAGAGGUCUAAUUUGAACAAACACCAACGGACCCACCAGUAAGGGAAGCCCUGUGAGGCCCCCACUGUGAGAAGAGCUUCGGCUGUAGGACUGACAGGCAAAAAAGGUUUCAAAAGGUCUUCAGGAUUUUGAGUAUCUGCACUCCAACAUCAAUUUAUUCUUUUGAAUAUGUGUAAGUUUAACCUCAUUUUAGUCUGAAAGCCAAAUUCAGCACUACCCCAUUCCCUGAUAACUGUGGGCUGAUUCUGACAAGUGAGGCAGAAAUUACCCACUGCCCAGCAAAAACCAUUGGGACCAACCAGUGGUCCCUGCCCUGGCAGCCAAGUUUCCCCAGUGUCAUCUCAAAAUGACCAGUUACACUGAAGCAAAGAGCACUGGAACCAGUGCAACAAGCCCCAGUCUGACUUUCACACCUGCCCAUGUGUCCUGUUUUCUGCUGCUCUACAGACUUCUUUCUUUAAAAUACAAUGGAAAAAAAGAAACAGUUUUUGGGGUUGUUUUGGUUUUUGGCUCGGGUGGUUUUUUUUCCCCCCACUGUUCUCAUUAACCUCAUUUCAAAUCUAUUUUGGUGUUUGAAGAUGAAUUAAAAUUUUGAAUGAUUUUUAUUGUUAAUGCCUUGACCAAGGUAUCAAAACAUGAAAAAUA